AUGCCCUUGCGCCACCUGAAGCGCGUGCGCGUGCAAUUCAACCCGCUCGAUCCUCGCAGCACGGCUGCGCGCGAGUUCCUCGCCCGCGUCACCACGGCGAAGGCGGCGAAAUCCAACCCCGAGUGCGCCGUCGAGCCGCGCGUGCGCAACGACGCCGCGCCGCCGGUCGUCGCGGUGGAGUUCGCGAGCGGCGCGCGCGAUCAGUUUAACGUCCAUCGCAUGACCGUGGACGAUAUCGCGCGAAGGAUCAAGACGGUGAGCGAUCAGAUGGCGGUGAAGCAAUCCCUCGCCGAGGCUGGGUUGAAGCUUGAAGACUUGAGGUUUGACGUGCGCGGGACGUGA
Molecule: messenger RNA, 342 nt
Organism: Ostreococcus lucimarinus CCE9901
Lineage: Eukaryota; Viridiplantae; Chlorophyta; Mamiellophyceae; Mamiellales; Bathycoccaceae
Exons: 1
Coding region: 1-342 (113 amino acids)
Cellular component (GO): mitochondrial large ribosomal subunit
Source: RefSeq, a predicted model, not a curated record